AUGUUUGGAAGGAACAAACGUCAGCCAUACAAGGCAAUCAGCAAACAAAUUUUAGCUUCUUUUGCCGUGAUAGAAUUAUUCUAUCUCGCACAAGGUGUUCUUAUCCUUGUAUUUGGCGCUUUGUGGUUUAACACAAUUGAAGCAAAUUUACGUAGUCUUGUAGUAACAAAAAAUUUACUCAUAGGUCUUAUUAUAAUUUCAUUUCUUAUCGCUAGUAUUGGCUUCUUUAAUCCAAUAAAACGUAAAAAAUUUUUAUAUGUACAUACAUUUUUAAUCGUUAUAUCCAGUUUUGCUUUACUGGCAUUGGGUGCAAAUGUUUGGUUUAAAACUUUGGAUGAAAGAGAUCAAUUCAACGAUAAAUGGAAAGGUUGGAGUCAAAAUACACGAGCUUAUUUCCAAAAUGAGUUAAAUUGUUGUGGAUAUAAUAAUUCAACAGAUUUACCAGUUUUAGAUAAAUGUCCAAAUGAUAUAGUCAAGCCGCCUGGUUGUAUUGAUGCUAUAACACAGACAGCUGACAGAUCAUCACGUCAACUAUUCACAUCUUUAUUCGGUUUCAUUAUAAUUGAUAUAUUUGCCUUCUUCUCCACCGUUAUACUCAUACAAUCAAGAAAUGUGGAAGAACGUUAUAUGAAAAUCGAUGAAAAAUAUGGAAAUUCAGGUGAUCAAGCAUUAAAUAGACAAUAUGUGUGA
Messenger RNA from Entrophospora candida, 690 nucleotides. The record is from the annotation of a GenBank genome assembly. NCBI's taxonomy places the organism in Eukaryota, Fungi, Glomeromycota, Glomeromycetes, Entrophosporales, Entrophosporaceae.